CUGAAAUACUAACUACUACUAACUAACGCCAACGCGUUGAUGGAGGCGGCAAAAUUUCGCACAUUUUGUCGAUCGGCGACGUCGGUUUUUUUCUAUAUAGUAUCAUUGUUAUUGCUUCUCCGCUGCCUUUUCAGCCUGUCGUCGUGUUCCGCCAUUUGUAGAGCUCAUUUAAUUUUUAUUGUUGUUUAUUGCUUAACGAAAAAAAAAAAGAAGAAAAAAAUUCAUUUUAAAUGUUUGAUUACAACGAUUUGUGAAGUUCAGUCGAAUUUGUGAUUUUCGCGCUGGAGGAGCGGCUCAUUCAGCGAUCGCUAGCAAUGCGAUUUAGAACUGCAAUCGGAUCGAAUCUCAAUCGCAGUUCAACUAUUUGAUAACUGAAAACUCAGUCAUUCUCAAGUGUCGUGUAUGAACGUAACUACAAAUCUCAACUAAAAAAAAAACUUAAAACCUGAAUAAAAACACUCGAAAGAAAGUGACAGACCAGUUAAAAUGCAGUUACUAAAUUUAGUGUGCCUCAAGCAAAAGGUGGCACACAUCGCCAACAACAACAACCAGAAUCAAAGCAAAGAAUCCUACGAAAGAGAUCCAAAGGAUAAAGGAAUCUUUGGUUGCUUUGCCAAGAAGGAAGAGCAGCAGAAUAAUCAGAAACAUAAACAAUCGGAAGAACCCAGAGAGAGUUCCAAUUCGGGCAGCUAUAAGGUGCAGCAAAAGGAGCAGGAACAGCAGAGGGAAAACGAGAACGAGCAUCCAUCCGUUUACCGACAGCAGGACGAGGAGUUUCAUCCGAUACAAAAGGAGGAGGAACGCCAGAAAACCCCACCAAUAUCGAAGCAACCCCGUCCGCGUAUUACCCCAAGAUCGCAAAGUCAGCCGGCUAUAAAUAACCGACGACGUCCAGGUACCCCGCCACCACACACAAACGCAGCUGGAGCAGGAAGCAGGAGCAUGACCUCCAUACCCGCCAAUCUGUCUAGCAAUAAUGUGGCUGGAGCAGCAACGCUACCAGGAGCUGCAGCGCCACCAGAGAAACAACCAUGGCCCAACUCUAAGGAUGAUUACGAGCUUAGAGAUGUCAUUGGUGUGGGGGCCACAGCCGUUGUCCAUGGCGCUUACUGUAUUCCAAGGAACGAGAAGUGCGCCAUUAAGCGGAUCAACUUGGAGAAAUGGAACACGUCGAUGGACGAGCUGCUCAAGGAGAUUCAGGCCAUGUCCUCUUGUUUUCAUGAGAACGUGGUAACCUAUCACACCUCUUUUGUUGUAAGAGAAGAACUUUGGCUAGUUCUAAGACUCCUAGAAGGUGGCUCCCUGCUGGACAUAAUCAAGCACAAGAUGAGGACAGCUAAUUGUAAACAGGGUGUUUUUGAUGAAGCCACCAUUGCAACGGUACUCAAGGAAGUCCUGAAGGGAUUAGAGUACUUCCAUUCGAAUGGACAAAUUCAUCGAGAUAUCAAGGCAGGAAAUAUCCUGAUAGGCGACGAUGGGACCAUUCAAAUUGCUGAUUUUGGUGUGAGUGCUUGGCUGGCCACUGGCAGGGAUUUGUCCAGGCAGAAGGUACGUCACACUUUUGUAGGCACACCCUGUUGGAUGGCACCCGAGGUAAUGGAGCAGGAUCAUGGCUACGAUUUCAAGGCAGACAUUUGGUCAUUUGGCAUAACAGCUAUUGAAAUGGCCACGGGUACGGCACCAUAUCACAAAUACCCGCCCAUGAAGGUGCUAAUGUUGACCCUUCAAAACGAUCCUCCCACCUUGGACACAGGUGCGGAUGAUAAAGAUCAGUAUAAGGCCUACGGCAAGACAUUCCGCAAGAUGAUCGUCGAGUGUUUGCAAAAGGAACCAUCGAAAAGGCCCACGGCUAGUGAGCUACUUAAGCAUGCCUUCUUCAAGAAGGCCAAGGAUCGCAAGUAUCUCACCCAGACAUUGCUACAAUCUGGACCCAGCAUGGAGACCAGGGUGCACAAGGCGGCGAAACGACAGCCUGGAGCUUCGGGUCGUCUGCAUCGCACGGUGACGGGUGAAUGGGUCUGGUCCAGUGAAGAGGAGGACAAUGGUGGCUCUGUCUCUGGUUCGGGAUCUGGAGGUGGCCGAAAACACCCAUCUUCCGAUUCGGAUUCUGAGGAUAGGCCUAUCAAUCGUUUGGAAAGAGCCGACUCUUCGGACAGUGAUAGAGAAGAGCCAUCGCCCGAAAUUACGCAUAGUGUUUCCUCAGCCACAGUGACACCUGGAGCUCCAGCAGGCGUUGCCCCAGCUGCCGCCCAAGAGAUAACAGCUGGAAUGGCUCAAUUGCCAUUACCCAGUGAUUCUGCUGGAGAGGCACCACCAGUUAAUCUUGUCCUGCGCAUGCGCAACUUACGGCGUGAACUCCACGACAUUCGCUUUGAAUUCGUGGUUGGCAAGGAUACAGCCGAGGGCAUUGCUACAGAACUAGUAGAUGCUGGUCUCGUUGAUGCUCUGGACACGCAACCGAUGGCCCAGCAUCUGGACCAACUGAUAGCUGCCAGUGCAACCAUGAAAACGAUUACUUUCCAAUUGAGCUCCGGCGUGCAGCCUGGCGAAGUGCCCGACGAAAGAUCACUGGUGGGCUAUGCGCAGAUCUCGAUCACGGACUAAUGGUCAGCUGCCAAGGAGCUUGCAGACAUGGAUCACAGCCAACACAACCCAUCACAAGAGCAUCCCAAACACCGCCACAUAGCACCAUCCCUGAGAUAAACAAAAAAAAAAAAAAACAAACCAAGCCAGUCUGAUGAUACGUAAGGCCAGGAGGGUUCGGGAUCGGGAUUCCCCAACUGGAGAGCCGUUGCCGUUUGCUGCUUUUAGCACUAGACUAGAACUAACUGUAUAUGCUAGUGAUAGGUCUUAACGCGAGCCGAUCGUUUACUAUAUAUAGAGAAACUAUCUAUACACACACAUAUAUAUGUUGAAUAGGAUGGGUCGAUUUUGGUUGAUAAGUUAAGGUGUGGAAAAUGAGAUUCAGUUGAGGACCCAAUCAGGAAAUUCAAAUAUUCUUGAACUGUAAACUUUGAGAGAGAAUUAUUUUGUUUUCCGAAUGUUAUCCUUGAUUUAUUUUUCGACUAGAAAAAUCGGCCUGACCUUAAGUUUUAUAUAUGCCUUACCUACUAUGUAAAUCCUAUGCGCAUUGUAAUUAAUCCAUGUGCCCCGCCCCUUGAAACCACUGUCUCCCCUUUUUCUCCACCCGCUAAAGUAGCUAAAGUAAUUGAAGAAUCGUGUACUUAUUCGUUUUCGUUUUUCGUUCGUCUUUAAGUAGCUCUGUACAUACACCACACCCGUAUAUAUCUAUAUAUAAAUCUUGUUUUUAAUUAGCCCACUGAAAAAUAUCAGUAGAUCCUGAUGUAGUCCUGCCUUUAUAUAUCAUUUACCGAUCGAUCGCUCCCCAGCCAGGCGCCUUUAAUUUAUUCUCUAGCAAUUUAAACUACUAAUUUUUAAAUCCUAGCGCCUAAGUCUUGUUUUUGUUUUACUCUUAUUAUUUUAUAUAUUUUUACCUUAUCAUAAAUUAUCACUAUAUUCUGUAUAACCACUGUAUGAGUUUUCUUCGAUAAGAUCGCACUGGAUGUAAACUUUAAGUGAGGCCAGAAGAAAAGAGAGAAAGUAAACAGGAGAGUAGAAAUUAUAGUUCAAGCUCUGUAACUACCUUGAAGUAAAUCGUAAAUCAAUUACUUUAAAACAAUGAAUACUAUUAAACAUCAUAUAGUUAAAGAAAAAAAAUUACAAAAAAAAUCAAGAAACGAAAAAAAGGAA
Molecule: messenger RNA, 3750 nt
Organism: Drosophila eugracilis
Lineage: Eukaryota; Metazoa; Arthropoda; Insecta; Diptera; Drosophilidae
Gene: fray
Product: serine/threonine-protein kinase OSR1
Exons: 2
Coding region: 487-2604 (705 amino acids)
Biological process (GO): protein phosphorylation
Molecular function (GO): protein serine/threonine kinase activity; protein serine/threonine kinase activator activity; ATP binding
Source: RefSeq, a predicted model, not a curated record